AUGCUCGCCAAGCUCCGCGCGGCGGGCGCCCACGACGUCAUCGUCCACGGGCACGACCUCGCGGCGGCGGGCGAGCACCUGCGCACGCAGCUCCUGCCCCGCGACCCGCACGGCGUGUACGUCCCGCCGUUCGACCACCCGGACAUCUGGGCGGGCAACGGCAGCGUGGUGCACGAAGUCGCGGCGCAGCUGGCCGAGCGCGGCGAGGGCCGCGCGCCGCCCGACGCCGUCGUGUGCUCCGUCGGCGGCGGGGGGCUGCUGAAUGGCGUGUGUGGCGCGUUGGAUGCGGUGGGGUGGUCGGGGGGGUGCAGCGUGUUGGCUAUGGAGACGAGGGGGACGGAUAGUUUGGCGAAGGCGUUGGAGGCGGGCGAGUUGGUGGCGUUGGAGGAGAUUGGGAGUGAGGCGAGGAGUCUGGGGGCGAGGAGGGUGAGCGAGGAGACGUUUCGGUUGGCGAGGGAGGAGUGGCGGAAUGUGAGGAGCGUGGUGUUGGAUGAUCGGGAGGCGGCCAUGGGGUGUUGGCGGUUGGCGGACGAUGAGAGGUUGAUGGUGGAGUUGGCUUGUGGAGUGAAUGUUGCGCUGUGCUACGAUGGAAGGCUGGAGAAGGCGGUGGGGAAGAAGUUGACGAAGGAGAGCAAGGUGGUCAUCGUGUUGUGUGGUGGGAACGAUGUUACGGUUGAGAAGCUGCACCAGUGGCGGAAGGAGUAUGGAGAUGUGGAGAAGGAGAUCCCGCGCAAUGCGGAUGUGCCUAGCGAGUCGACUGCGCCGGGGCGCAGGUAG
Diplodia corticola is the source of this 777-nucleotide messenger RNA. Its product is annotated as tryptophan synthase beta subunit-like plp-dependent enzyme. The transcript has a single exon. The record is from RefSeq and is a predicted model, not a curated record. Gene Ontology annotation, biological process: L-threonine catabolic process; L-serine catabolic process. Bases 1 to 777 code for a protein of 258 amino acids. NCBI's taxonomy places the organism in Eukaryota, Fungi, Ascomycota, Dothideomycetes, Botryosphaeriales, Botryosphaeriaceae. Gene Ontology annotation, molecular function: threonine deaminase activity; L-serine ammonia-lyase activity.